This is a messenger RNA of Caenorhabditis auriculariae, 2350 nucleotides long. Lineage: Eukaryota; Metazoa; Nematoda; Chromadorea; Rhabditida; Rhabditidae. The record is from the annotation of a GenBank genome assembly.
AUGUACUGCACACAGUCUGGGGACCUGCGCGAUGACAUGCUGAAUUCAACAGAAAAAGGCAGGCCAGCGCACGAGUCUGGUCUCUCCAAACUUUCCGUGCUCUCUAAACUGAUGCAUGCGCGCUGCCCUACCGUCCCUUUUCAGAUGCGCUCUGGCCAAACUUUUUUUUUCCGAUGAGCGCCGCUUUUUUUCUGAGUCUGUGCUACCGAAUUCCGAGUACACGCGUCGAGCCGCCGCGCGUUCCGGGAACUUUUUUUGUGCCCAUCAUAAUGAUUUUUGUUGCACCUUUGUUAUCACGCUGAACGUUCGUAUAGCUCUCAAUCUCACUCAGUUUUCCUGAAGUUCCAUUUUCACUGUUCAAUUGAGUUUCUCAAGUGUGUUACAAAAAACAGUCAUCGAAACUACCAAAGUUUUCCUGACAAUCAAGCUCCAUACUAGACAAUUGGGACUGAAAUAGUGUAUUUUUUAAUUUUUAUGGCGGUACUGGAGUUAGGAAUCUAACAACAGACAUAUUUAUCUUUUCUUCCACUCUUUUCUUAAAUUGCGUAGCUCGAAUCCACAUAAUCGUUUCUCAUAAUCUUUUUUUGAAUCGUUCAAAGUGAUUUUUCGUUUACAUUUGACGUUAUGUUCGUGAUGUAUUUACGCCCUUUUUUAUAUAUCAGGUCUCCAUUAUGUAAACGGAUAUUUUCAGGGUAAACUUUCGAAUCAAAAUGGACGUUCGUCAAGUCAAAAUUUCCAUCAGUGAGGCCAACGCUCAAAAGACCGUGGUUCAAAGGGUGGCGACGACCGUGAAGAGAUGGUGUGAGAAAAAACGUCUCACGUUAUGCUCGAAGAAAAACGCUCCUUUGGUCUCAUUCAUCCAUCACAAAAUGCUUUACAAAACGUUCAACGUUGCCAAAGAUCAAUACAAAAAACUUGAUGACAAAGUUCAAGAGCUGGGCAACGAGCUUUCGUCAUUCAUAUCCCUGCACCCAGAGGUGAGUGACGUUUUCAUUCAAGAUCAACAUUUUUCUGGUUGCAGUUGAACGUGACGUCGGAUGUUGUUGUCGACGAGGUCGAUACUUCUUCUUUCGGAUACAUAAGGGAAAUCGCUUCGGAAGUUCAAGUGCUCAUGAUGGACUACAAAGAAGCUGACCGAAAGGAAAGAGAAGCGCACGCUAAGGCGAAAACCUUAUGCGAGCAGUACAACGAGCAGAGAAGAAUCAUGAAAGAGACUCCGUCGAGUCUCACUUGGCAACGAGCAGAAGCUCUCAGAGACGAGUUCCACAAAGUGGAAUCUUCCAAGAAAGGAUUGUAUGACGCGGCGGCCAAAGCAGACAAAAAACUGAAGGAGUUUGUCCGGGGAAAACCGGUGAGUCCAAUUGAUUCUUGGUUGUGUCGACAAAUAUAGUAUAACGUGUAAAACUUUUUUUGAUUACAUUGAAAAACUCGACAAAGAACAAGAAAUUUUAAUAUAUCAUUUAUUUUCAAUUUGAAAAAUUUGCAGGUGGUUGCUUCCGCCGCACGCGAUUCUCGUAGACUGGCGCAGGAGCGAUUCAGAUCUAUCAUUUUGAACAAGGUGAUUUUUUGAAUAAUCUAAAGAUGCAGAGGCAAAAGUCAACUAACGCUUAAUUCUCAAAAACUCACUUUUUUCAUGAACAUUUUCAGACAAACGGCAAGGCUCCUCAAAAAAAGUCUCCACUUGUUCUGAAUCAAAAAGUCGCAAUCGAAAACAAGGUUAGUUUUGAGUUUAUUAGAAACUCAAGUUAUCAAAAACCAGCAAAUUUCCCUUUGCAAAUCACGAAAUUACAGGUCAUUGUCGGCAAUGUUGGAGACAUUGAUGGACAAAUCAAUAAGACCGCCAAGAGUAUCCAUAAUAAGAAACAGGUAAAAAGUUACAACUACUAUAUCAAAGCAAAAAUGAGAAUAUUUUUAUCCGUUUUUUUCUAUUUAUCGAUCGAUAAUUCACGAAAUUGCAGGUCGUCGUUGACCCUAGUGGAGACAUUGACAGGCAGAUCAAUGAGGUUACCAAUGGUAUCCGAAAGAAAAUAAAGGUAAACAUUCACUAAUAUUACACCGAAUCAAAAAAAAAAAGCUUUUUUUCUUUAUUCUUAUAUCAGUCGAAUCUUAUAUCAAUCGAAAAUAUCCAAAAUUGCAGUUCAUCGUCGGCCCUGAUGAAGACAUUGAUGGGCAAACCAAUGAGAAUACCAAUGGCAUCCAUGAUGGAAUGCAGGUGAGACUUUUGACUUAGAAUUUCACUUCGAAACAGAAAAAAGGACACAAACAUUUUAUCAAUCUUAUAUUUCAGGUGUUCAAUGGCCAGGUGAACGACGUCGUUGAACAGGACGGCGUCAGCAACGACGGCAAAUAA